CAUUUUUUUAUACACCAGUGCAAGCAAAAAUAAUUGAAAAUGAGCGAUCCUCAAAUGGAAGUUGGUGCAAUAAUCAAUAGCAUUCUAUUAAAACAAAACGACAUUUCCUUAAAUGCUGAUGAUGUAUUAAAAGACUUGAGAUUAUUAAGAAACUUAUGUGCACGUGGAUCCGAAAUACAGUUCCAAAUUGCAUCAAAUGAGGAUUUGCAAACAUUUUUACAGAGUUUAUUGUUCGUGGCUAGUGAUAAUGCUGAAAGCAUUAAACAAUUACAAACUAUAGGAUGGCAAUUAAUGGCCAAUAUGAUUGUUAAUAAUCCACAAAGUCAGACAAUAGUGUGGCAAAAACAUGGUAGCAACAUUUUGCAACAAUGUCUAGAUACACAAAUGAUUUUAGAUAGAAAAGUAGAUGUUAUGUUAAUGAUAGUAUACAAUGUAAUGAGGUCGGCUUCUGCAACAUCUCUGGUUCAAUUACCGCUUGUGUUAAGAGCUGUGGUAUGUGUUUGGCAUUCAAUAUUAGAACAGAAAUGUUCUCUACAAUUCGAUUUUCUACAUUUUAUAUUCGAAGAAUUCUUGGUGAAAGAUGGUCGCAACACAGUCAAAUGUUAUGCCCAAUUGAGCACUAAUGAUAGAUUGACAUUCCUGGAUUACUUGAUAAACUAUCUUCGUCAAGACAGUCCAAAUGGUUUGGUGCACACAUUUUUACUACAACAUAUUUCCAAGGAAUUUAAAAUCAAAUCAGACUGUAUUUUGCGUGUAGCAUCAUUACAGGAGGUUGAUAAAAUGAAACCGCAAGAAGCCUACGCACUUUUACGUUGUAUAGCAUCAGCUUCAGGCUCUGAAAAUUACUCUGAACUUUAUGCUACAGACCACUCACUGUUCUUAAAUGUAUCUAGUCUUCUACGUUGUUUAGUACAAGCUAGCAAAGAAAGUGCAAAUACAAUUUUCACUCCUAUGAACAAACUAGAGGAGGUGGCACCCACUUCAACUAUUUCACCUGAUUAUCAAUCCGAAAUAUCAUAUGAAUUGAAAACACUAUUGGUACGCUGCAUUGCUAACUUGCUCUAUAACAAUGACACAAACAAGGGAUAUUGUUUGGACACACAAUUAAUGCCAGCCCUCUUCGAAUGUACCAAUAUGGAUGCCCGGAAUCCUUUAAUGAAAGAAUGGAGUAUAUUGGCUAUACGUAAUGCCUGCAUAGGAUGCCCGGAAAUUCAACAAGUUAUAGCAAAUCUAACAAGUCAAGGUCCUGCAAAGAAUGAAAUACUCACCGAACUGAAUUUAGAUUUAGGCUCAUUACGAAUUAAUCCCAGUAAAGAAUAAAUAAAAAUAUUAAUUUACACUACA
Messenger RNA from Lucilia sericata (common green bottle fly), 1344 nucleotides. Its product is annotated as ataxin-10. The transcript is spliced from 3 exons. The record is from RefSeq and is a predicted model, not a curated record. Bases 40 to 1320 code for a protein of 426 amino acids. Gene Ontology annotation, cellular component: cytosol. Lineage: Eukaryota; Metazoa; Arthropoda; Insecta; Diptera; Calliphoridae. Gene Ontology annotation, biological process: neuron projection development.